Ricinus communis (castor bean) is the source of this 2411-nucleotide messenger RNA. Its product is annotated as anaphase-promoting complex subunit 6. NCBI's taxonomy places the organism in Eukaryota, Viridiplantae, Streptophyta, Magnoliopsida, Malpighiales, Euphorbiaceae. The transcript is spliced from 16 exons. Gene Ontology annotation, molecular function: protein binding. The coding region runs from base 499 to 2133 and encodes 544 amino acids. The record is from RefSeq and is a predicted model, not a curated record. Gene Ontology annotation, biological process: cell division.
GUAAGCUUAGCAAAUAUUUCUGGAAUCCUUUAUUUCAACUGAGAUGGUAAAUAGUUUAUGAUUUUUUUGGUGAAAGCUGGUAUUCUUAAUAUUGUAGACCAGGAAUAGCAAAUGGAAAAUUCAAACUUUUAGAAUCUUCCAGAAUCUAGGAAGAUGUGUUUCGGUACAUGAUUAAACUGUUAUUAUUUCUCAUUUCUAAACUUUAGGCUUCAUGAUUUAGAUUUUCAUUGAUAGGUUUUUAGUGGGACUUCUAACUUUAGAAUGCUGUAUCCUUGCCAGUUUUAAUCUCAGAUUUUAGUGCGCUGGGCAUAUUCCUUUACCUGUACAUGUCUACUUUUUGUGCAUUUUUAAUGAUUUUCUGUUCUGAUUAUUUUAAUCGGGCAUUUUUGCAAAUCUUUUGGGCAAUAGCCAAAAAGUUAAUUUUGGGUGAUUGUACAUUGCCCAAAGUUCAGAGAGCAAUUGCUACUUAAGCCUCCCUUAACUUCCAAAAUCCAAAAGAUGAGAGAAGAGCAGAUAGAAAAGCUUCGUGGAGUAGUGCGUGAUUGUGUGAGCAAGCACUUAUACUCAUCAGCCAUCUUCUUCGCAGACAAAGUAGCCACUUUCACCAACGAUCCUGCUGACAUUUACAUGCAGGCUCAAGCCCUCUUUCUCGGUCGUCAUUUUCGCCGUGCCUUUCACCUCCUUAACGCUUCCAAGAUCGUUCUCCGUGACCUGCGCUUUCGCUACCUCGCCGCCAAAUGCCUUGAGGAACUGAAGGAAUGGGAUCAGUGUCUACUAAUGCUCGGUGAUGCUAAGGUUGAUGAACAUGGAAAUGUAUUUGACACUAAAGAGUGCAAUGUCAUAUACUUGGAUAAAGAUGGAGAAGAUCGUGAGAUCAACAUAUCUUCAGCAAUAUGCUUUUUAAGAGGUAGGGCUUAUGAAGCUCUAGAAAAUCGUUCCCAAGCUCGACAGUGGUACAAAGCUGCUAUCAAGGCUGAUCCUUUAUGUUAUGAGGCUUUGGAAUGCCUUGUUGAAAAUCACAUGCUUACAUGUGAAGAAGAAACAAGUCUGCUUUCAACAUUGCAAUUUGGUCCUGAAGAUGAGUGGCUCUCUUUGUUCUAUUCCUGCUUGGUUAAAAAGUAUGAUAAAGAAAGUAUUAUAGAAGCCAAAUUUAAAGAGCUAGAAAAAGAAAGCGAGAAUGGCAACCCUUCCAGCACGAGUUUCAUGCAUACUUUAAAGAAAGAUACUGAUUUGCUUGCCUGUAAAGCUGAAUACUACCAUCAAUGUGGCGAAUAUAACAAAUGCUUUGAACUAACGUCUAUACUACUCGAGAAGGACCCUUUCCAUUUGAAAUGUACAUUGGUGCAUUUGGCUGCUGCUAUGGAGCUUGGGAAUUCAAAUGAGCUUUAUCUUAUGGCAUGUAAUUUGGUGAAGGAUUAUCCUCAAAAGGCUCUUUCAUGGUUUGCUGUUGGUUGUUACUACUAUUGUAUCAAGAAGUACGACCAAUCACGGCGCUAUUUCAGCAAGGCUACAAGUUUAGAUGGAACCUUUGCACCUGCUUGGAUAGGCUAUGGGAAUGCUUAUGCUGCUCAAGAAGAGGGUGAUCAAGCAAUGUCGGCAUACCGCACUGCUGCUCGUUUAUUUCCUGGGUGCCAUUUACCAACUAUGUACAUUGGGAUGGAGUACAUGCGAACCCACAGCUUUAAGCUUGCUGAGCAGUUUUUCAUGCAGGCCAAGACCAUUUGUCCUUCAGAUCCUUUGGUGUAUAAUGAAUUGGGUGUUGUUGCUUAUAACAUGAAAGAGUAUAAUAAGGCUGUGCUAUGGUUUGAGAAGACUUUGGCACACGUUCCAUCUUUAAGUUCAUUGUGGGAACCAACUAUGCUGAAUCUUGCUCAUGCAUACAGAAAGUUGAAGAUGUACCAUGAAGCAAUUUCGUGCUAUGAGCGAGCACUUGCAUUUUCAACUAGAAGCUUAAGUACUUAUGCAGGCCUUGCAUACACUUAUCACUUGCAGGAUAAUUUUACUGCUGCAAUUACACAUUAUCAUAAGGCUUUAUGGCUUAAACCAGACGAUCAAUUUUGCACUGAAAUGUUGAGUUUGGCCCUUGUAGAUGAAGGUCGCUGUGGCAUAGACCCAAAAAUUGAAUUUCACUGAAAAGGGAGCUUAAUUGUGAUGAUGCUGUAUUAUUCAUUUAUUUCAUGUUGUAAUGUAUAUGAAUUUAUUUUGCCAUGAUUCCUCAACAAGUCUUAUCUAAUUUGAUAGUUGUUUUAUGUAUUAUUAUUAGAAGAAGAAAUUGGCAAUUUUUAUCGUUUGCAUGGGUCUAUCCCUGACGGAAUUAUGUAAGCUGUAAGCCUCAACUUUAGCGGCAGUGAUAAUGUUUGCAAUGAAUUCAGGAACCACGAUGGUGAUUGGCUUGGUGGCUUCACGACUAA